Molecule: messenger RNA, 534 nt
Organism: Scutellospora calospora
Lineage: Eukaryota; Fungi; Glomeromycota; Glomeromycetes; Diversisporales; Gigasporaceae
Source: the annotation of a GenBank genome assembly
AUUAUGCCACGAUUUUUUUCAUCUUAUCCAACAAUCCGAGCUUGUGUCGGUAUUGCUUCUUGGAUUCCUGUAAUAAUUUGGAGUUUAGAUCAUGGAUAUACAAUAAGCUCUAUAAGCGGGCGAUCUAUGCAGCCAACAUUUAAUCCGGACUCAAACAAACUCACUAGAGAUAUUGUUUUAUUGAACCGUCAAGCAGCUAUUAGUCAUAAAUACAAAAGGGAUCUUGAAUGGUUUAGUGCUCCAGAUGACCCAGAUAAGGUAAUAACCAAACGAAUAAUAGCAUUAGAAGGAGAUACAGUUUUCACAUUACCACCUUAUCCGGAUAAAUUUUUAAGAAUACCAAAUGGAUAUUGUUGGGUUGAAGGUGAUGACGCACUUCAUAGCAAAGAUAGUAACACUUUUGGGCCGGUACCAUUGGGGUUAAUAAAUGCCAAAGUAACAUAUGUAUUAUGGCCAUUGGCAAGGUUUGGCAAAGUCCCGAAUAUCGAAAAACCAGGACGGGUUGCUAAAUAUGCUGAAUCGUCGGUCGGUUAG